Calidris pugnax (ruff) is the source of this 4656-nucleotide messenger RNA. RefSeq names its product solute carrier family 25 (mitochondrial carrier; phosphate carrier), member 25 (gene SLC25A25). The record is from RefSeq and is a predicted model, not a curated record. Gene Ontology annotation, cellular component: mitochondrial inner membrane. The transcript is spliced from 11 exons. Gene Ontology annotation, molecular function: ATP transmembrane transporter activity; calcium ion binding. Bases 838 to 2283 code for a protein of 481 amino acids. Gene Ontology annotation, biological process: transmembrane transport. Lineage: Eukaryota; Metazoa; Chordata; Aves; Charadriiformes; Scolopacidae.
UGUUUUGAAGCCUGCCCUUGAUUUUUUUUUUUUUAGUGGUUUUCUGGGUAUCCAGCACAAUGGCAAGGCUUCUCUACAGCCUUUAUUGCCGCCUGUAUUAGUAACUCUGGAGAGCUGCAGAGGUCUUGGUAUGCAGGGGUUGUCUGCUCCUGCCUGGCACAAGUGUUUUUGGGAGGACAUCCAACCAAAGCUGGUCAACUCUGGUGUAGCAAAGUAACAUUAUAAAAAUGGAGUUUUGAGGCUUUUGCUUAAGAUUGAUAUCCCAAACAUGUAUGAAAGCAGUAAGUGGGGGGCACCCUGCUUUUACUGCGUUUUAGAGGAAGAAUUUUAGGAAGAGGAAGACAGUGAGUGUCCUCUCGUGUUCUGUGGUGGGAGAGGUUAUGAUCAAAACCGGUCCCUGCUGUGCUGCGUGUGUAAAUCCCCAGAGUGGUGAGCCCAGGAUCAGAAAGGAUCGGAUGUAAGGAGCAGCCAGCGAGCGUCUUGGAGGUUGGCCAAAGCCUCUUGGGUGAAGUGAGACGCCCGGUAAGAGUUAACUUGUGGUGAGUGUGUUGUAAGGUCUCUGGGCUUAAUGGGAGCCUGGUGUUGAGCAAGGGCAGGAGCUCACAUGUUCAAUCCGGUGUCGGGGUGGGACUUUACAGCCACCGCUUCCCUUUUAAGUAGAAGGGCAGGGCUUGAACAGCCAAUCCCACCCGAGCCGGCUUCGCUCAUAGGCAUGUGUCAUGAGACUCGCUGGCAUUUCCUUUCCACUACGCACUGAAAUUAGCUCCGGGAAUCAUUCAGUUUUACUUCCCUUCCCAGUCGGUCUGAGCAGGGCAGCUGAGUCUCCGGCUCAGAAAGAUGCUCUGCCUCUGCCUCUAUGUGCCGGUGUUUGGGGAGUCGCAGACGGAGUUUGAAUACUUUGAGUCCAAGGGGCUGCCGGCUCAACUCAAAUCCAUCUUCCGACUCAGCCUCUUCAUUCCUUCCCAGGAGUUCUCUACCUACCGCCAGUGGAAGCAGAAAAUUGUGAAGGCUGGAGACAAGGACCUGGAUGGACAGCUGGAUUUUGAGGAGUUUGUUCACUAUCUCCAAGAUCAUGAAAAGAAGCUGAGACUGGUCUUCAAGAGCUUGGAUAAGAAGAAUGAUGGCCGUAUUGAUGCCCAGGAGAUUGUGCAGUCUCUUCGGGACCUGGGGGUCAAGAUCUCUGAACAGCAGGCUGAGAAAAUCCUGAAGAGAAUAAGGACGGGACACUUCUGGGGUCCUGUCACCUACAUGGAUAAAAACGGGACAAUGACAAUUGAUUGGAAUGAGUGGCGAGACUAUCACCUGCUGCACCCAGUGGAGAACAUUCCUGAAAUCAUCCUGUACUGGAAGCACUCCACGAUCUUUGAUGUAGGAGAGAAUUUGACCGUCCCUGAUGAGUUCACGGUGGAAGAGAGACAGACGGGGAUGUGGUGGAGACAUCUGGUUGCAGGUGGAGGUGCAGGUGCCGUGUCCAGAACCUGUACUGCUCCCUUGGACCGCUUGAAAGUGCUCAUGCAGGUUCAUGCCUCCCGCAGUAACAACAUGUGCAUCGUUGGUGGUUUCACUCAAAUGAUCCGAGAGGGUGGGCCAAGGUCACUGUGGCGAGGGAACGGCAUUAACGUGUUGAAGAUCGCACCGGAAUCUGCCAUUAAGUUCAUGGCCUAUGAGCAGAUCAAGCGGUUCAUUGGUACUGACCAAGAAAUGCUGAGGAUUCACGAGCGGCUGUUGGCUGGUUCCCUGGCUGGGGCCAUUGCACAGAGCAGCAUCUACCCCAUGGAGGUUCUGAAAACCCGGAUGGCUCUAAGGAAGACAGGACAAUAUUCGGGCAUGUUGGAUUGUGCCAAAAACAUCCUUUCGAAGGAAGGAAUGGCUGCCUUCUACAAAGGCUACAUCCCCAACAUGCUGGGGAUCAUUCCCUAUGCUGGCAUUGACCUGGCAGUCUAUGAGACACUAAAAAAUGCCUGGUUGCAACGUUAUGCUGUCAACAGCGCCGACCCCGGAGUCUUUGUCCUGCUGGCUUGUGGCACCAUCUCCAGUACCUGUGGGCAGCUCGCCAGUUACCCGCUGGCUUUGGUGAGGACACGCAUGCAGGCCCAAGCUUCAGUGGAGGGUGCUCCUGAAGUGACGAUGAGGGGACUGUUUAAACACAUUCUGAAGACAGAGGGAGCGUUUGGUCUUUACCGGGGUCUGGCCCCCAACUUUAUGAAGGUGAUCCCAGCUGUCAGCAUCAGCUACGUGGUUUAUGAGAACUUGAAGAUGACUCUGGGCGUGCAGUCACGGUGACCAGGAGAUGCCGAGGACUUUGAACUCUGAAAUCUUGGGGUGCCAUCCCAAGACGUAUAGCCAUCUCUCAUUCUGUGAAUGUGUCGACACUAAGCUGACUAAGCAAAGCUGUGAAAUCUCAGAUCGUUUGUGAGUCAGUAAGGGGGAGGGGAGGAUCUGGUGUCCUUUGCCAUCUUGCUACUCAGAGCUCCACAGAAACCAUCACGUGGUCCUUUUCAUUGGGCCUCUUGGGAGACCAGGGGGUGAACUCCUGGGAAGUAGCUUAAAGCAUGAGUUGCUGAGGUCAGUUCCCAGCAGGAUGGCAGAGAGCAAAGAUUUGGGUAACAGGUCUGCUUUCAGCAUAUUGAGCAUGCAGAGCUGUUUGCCUGCAGAUGAGCACCUUCUGACUUGCCGAAAGAGCUUCUUGUUCCAUUCAGAGAGCUUCUUUUUUCCAUUCAGUUGUUUAACUUCCUACCCGUUGUUUCAAUUUGUACAAACCUUGUGUAGGAGCUUCUGCCACACCGGGCUUGUCGUUAUGUUUACAUAUAUUCCUUUGGGUAGGAGACAUUCAUGUUCUGCUUCCAAGACUUGACAUGAAAUGUAACUUCGAACUAUACUGGUUUUGAGGGCUGGUGGGCAGUGGUUUAUUAUCUGGUCAGGUUGAAGGUUACUUAGGCCAGCCUGAUGAAGAAUUAGGAUUAUUUAUUUUUUUAUAGGUUUAAGUGUGUCUCAUAAAUCCACUAACAAGAUGCACUUACUAACAGCAGCAGCAGACCGGAGCCUGCAUGCCUGUAUCCUUUGCAUGCCGGGAUUGGCUUGUCUUAUACUCAGCAGGGGCUUGGAAAGGGGAAGGCAGGAGAGCCCUGGAUGGACUGGCACCUUGAUGCAUGGCUUUAGUCAACAAAAGACAAUUAUUUCACAGCUCCUGUGCAGUUGUGCUCCCAGCACGACAUGAGAGCCCCUGCGCGGCGCUGCAUGGACCUCUGAAUUCCAUUCUGCCUGGUGCCGAGGUGGCCCUUUCCCAAACCCCGUGCCUACGCUGCUAUCUAUCUCUUUAGACCUCUUUGUAGAUUGAUGUUCGGGUUUGCAUUAGCGGGAUGGAGUCCCCAAGCCAGGAGUAUGUCUGCUGUGGGAAGGGCUGUUAGGGAAGAGGGGCUGGUGGUCACUGGGAGAGCUGAGCUUUCAGUCCUGAAGACGUGUUUGCUUUUCUUUCAAAGGGUGCUUUUCAUAAGGCUAAGGGAAAGAGGCGGCUUUAAAAUUUCUCUGUGUUAUGGGCUACUUUAGUUGAUAGGAUCUGGCUUCUGAGGCCUGGGAGAUCCUCAUCCAACUUUUCGUUUUGGGCAAAAUGGACCAGCGUUGCAUUCCACUGUUUUACUGCUUAAAGCAUAUUUAUUUUGUAUUUAUUUGAACAGAGUUAUGUCAGACUAUUUUUAUAGACUUGUUUAAAUAUUGUUACUGUGCUUGUAUUUCUCCUGUUUUAAAAAAGUUCUCUGUUUGUUCUCUUAUAUCACACAGCUGAGCCGUGGGGAGGGAUGUGAGAGGCCGUUGCCUACCUUCCCUUUGGGGCUCGAGCUGCCUUUCCCACGUCUGGGGUUGUUGCUGGAGGACCUCAGCCCAGAGAAAUUCAGUAGUGAGAAGCCAUAGGAGAGAAGGGAAGUGGUGAGGAAGCAGUGCUUUGGGAGGAGGGGGAAGAGGGUGCACCCUGAGGCUCGCCUUAUUUUGGAACUGCCUCUGUGCGUGGCUGGAAGGGUUUCAGGUGGACGGCUGGAGGUGGGAAGUAGAAGGUCUGUGUAUGUUGGAGGUCACAACGGCUGAUGGAGAGCGGUCUUGGGGAAUCAUUAGGUAAGGGGGGAGGGGAGAAAUCUCAGGGACUAAAUGAAAAAACACAAGUUUCCAGAGAGAUGGAAGGAAACUUGCACUUGGACACAAGCUGCUGCAGUUGCACUUUGAGGCUGAAUCAGCAGAGCUGCUGCUGAGCCGGUGCUCUUCACGUAGAAGCGGGCACUGGAGGAACAGGAGAGAAAUUGGGAAAGGAUUUGCCAGCACUCAGCAGCUACGCUUGCUGACAGCUUUUGGUGGUUCAUGGAGAGCCUUCCAGGUGAGGCUCUUCCUUGACUACCCAGUGCUGUCAGUAAUUAGUCACACGGAAAUCUGACCAAUCUGCAUUAGUGAUAUGAUUUUUUUCCACCCCCCCACUUCUUGAGACCUGUCAUAAAUUCUGCAGUGGCUCCUUCCUACCAGUGUGGCCUAAAUGGGAAUAUGAAUAUCAGAAUGCAAAAAUCAAUGCAAAAUGACAACCAUCUUUGUAGCUGUAACCACAAAUUGUUAUAAUGCAAAUCUAACUCGGAUUCUUCAUGUAGGGAACAGUCUGCUAAUAAAGGUCUGUCAAAGAGA